Messenger RNA from Brassica napus (rape), 3060 nucleotides. Its product is annotated as protein ROOT HAIR SPECIFIC 17. The transcript has 10 exons. The record is from RefSeq and is a predicted model, not a curated record. Lineage: Eukaryota; Viridiplantae; Streptophyta; Magnoliopsida; Brassicales; Brassicaceae. The coding region runs from base 1311 to 2966 and encodes 551 amino acids.
AUUUUAUAAAAUGUCUCAUAGUUCUAAUAUGGUUGCAUUUGGUAUGGACCAUGAAAGAUUGAACUGAUGGUAAGGUGUCAAAAUCAUCUAAACCAGAAAAUAUGAUAAUUAUGAUUAGACUAAAUUGAAAAAUCAUGUAUGGAUUUGGCUAAGUCAUAGUUCAUUAAGAAAAGGUGUAUUAACAUUAAUUUAAUUGGUCUCAAAAUCUGAAUGACAUAUUCUUUUAAGAGUUCUAGAUAUAAUUAUUAUUAUUAAAUAAUGAGUGACAUUUUUUGUACAUACCAUUGAAAGAUAAAAUUAUUUUUAAAUAAUUUUCAUGUUUUAAUAAGAUAAAAAUUAUUAAUGAAUUAAUCUAACAAUAGAUUUUUAUACAGUAAUUUUUUUUAAUCAAUCUAUUUUGAUAGAAUAAACUAUCUAUUCAUCAAACACACUGCAAAUCAUUUUCUGAUAGUUUAUGUUUUGCCAAAAUUUAGCAUCUGAUCAAACUUCUCAUUUUUAACUAGACAUAUGACAAUUAAAGAACAACUGGAACGUUUUCUACUUCAGCAUAAUAAAUCAUUUUCUAUCUGUUCCGGGUCGAGGACUGCUUCUCCUUCUCCUUCUUCAAACUUUACUUCGUAGACUUUCCAUCUGGUGAUUCUCUCUUCAUGUAAUCAUGCUUCAAUUCAGUUUAUUAUUGUUAAUAUAGAUAGCAAGUUGAUUUUUUUCAAAUAGUAUUAUACUCCAUCCACAAAGAAUUCUUCUUUUCUGUUUUCUUUAAUCAUUACAUGCCUUCAUGUAUUUGAGAUAUAUACUCAAAAGACAACUUUCUGAUAUUAGAUUUUGUUUAUUUAAUUUAUAAAUUUUGAACUAGUUGGAUUUUAAAAAUAAAAGAAAAAUUCACAAGAUAAGUCUAAUUUUGGAAUAGAAAAAAGGUACGACAAUUUCAACUGAAUAGAUUGGGAGAUAAGAAUGUAAUGAAUCAUCAAACAGCUAACCAAUUAAAAAAAAUAACGAUAUAAGUUACAGACAUAACAAAGCGGGAGAUUCGGUAAGUUGCUAAAGACACAUACGAAUAAAGAGUUUUGAAAAAAAAUUAAAAAGUUUGAGUGUUUAUUUGUUGGAGAUUAGUUUGGAGUUCGUCUCGGCAACCAACUUUUGCUCUGCCUUAACAACGCCAAUUCUGUAAAAAAAAUGACGUCUUCUUCCUCCUCAGCCUCCUCGUUUUGCACACUCUCCUUUCCAUUUCUCUUGUUUUCUUCUUAUUCUUUGUAGCCUCCCUCCCUCUCUCUCUCUCUCUCUCCUGUGUAAUUGUGUAUGUUACACAAUUAAUGGCGUCUUUAAAUAUGAAGAUGAAGAAAAGGGAUAAUUAUGGCGCAGAACCUGACAAGAAAAAGCUGGCCAUGGCCGGAAUCCGACAUCAGUUGCUGCUACUCCUUCGCCGCCGUCACCGUCUAUUUCCUCUGGUAUCUGCCUUCUCCGGCUGUCUCCUCCUCCUCCUCCUCUUCUCACUUUCCUUCCCUCCUGUGAUCCAUCGCUCACCACUAGGCAGGAAGAAUCAAGUUGCCGUGGAAUCCAAGCUUCUUGUACCCGAAAAUGGCGGAAGAUCGGAUCGCCACUUAUGGAGCUCGAAAUUGUCCAACUCCUACUAUGGCUGCAGCAAUGCCAGUGGCACCUUUCAAGUUUUGGAUAAGACGAGCCAGACAGGUCGAUAUUUACUGAUCGCUACAAGCGGAGGGUUAAACCAACAACGAACAGGGAUAAUAGACGCUGUGGUUGCGGCUUACAUCCUAAAUGCCACUCUUGUGAUCCCUAAACUGGACCAAAACUCAUACUGGAAGGACAUCAGCAACUUCGAAGAAAUAUUUGACGCUGAUUGGUUCAUUUCGCAUCUCUCCAAAGAUGUCAAGAUCAUCAAGGAGCUUCCUAAAGGAGAAGAGUCAAGACUCAUUGGCCUACAGUCCAUUCGUGUUCCCAGGAAGUGCACACCCUCUUGCUACCUGCAGCGUGUUUUGCCCCUUCUUAAGAAGAAGCAUGUUGUACAACUCUCUAAAUUCGAUUACAGGCUGGCUAACCAGCUGGAUACAGAGCUACAGAAGCUGAGGUGUAGAGUGAACUACCAUGCGGUUAGAUAUACGCAGACUAUCAACAAGAUGGGCCAAAUUCUGGUUGACCGGAUGAGAACCAAAGCCAAACACUUUGUUGCCCUUCAUCUCAGGUUUGAACCUGAUAUGCUGGCCUUCUCCGGAUGCUAUUACGGGGGAGGUCAGAAAGAGAGACUUGAACUGGGAGCUAUGAGAAGAAGGUGGAAAACUUUACACGCGGCAAACCCUGACAAGGUACGGGAGCACGGGAGAUGUCCCCUGACUCCAGAGGAGAUCGGUCUGAUGCUCAGGGGCUUAGGUUUUGGAAGAGAAGUUCACUUGUACGUUGCAUCAGGCGAGGUAUACGGAGGGGAUGCUACACUAGCACCAUUGAGAGCUCUGUUUCCAAAUCUCCAUACAAAGGAGACAUUGACCUCCAAGAAAGAGCUAGCUCCUUUUGCGCGCUUCUCAUCACGCAUGGCAGCUCUUGACUUCAUCGUCUGUGAUGAGAGCGACGCAUUUGUCACCAACAACAACGGCAACAUGGCUAGAAUCUUAGCUGGAAGAAGGAGAUACAUGGGACACAAAGUGACCAUCCGUCCAAACGCCAAGAAACUCCACAAAAUCUUCACAAACAGACACAACAUGACAUGGGAUGAAUUCUCUACCAAGGUCCGGAAAUACCAAACCGGGUUCAUGGGGGAGCCAGAUGAAAUGAAAGCAGGAGAGGGGGAGUUCCAUGAGAACCCGACCUCCUGCAUUUGUGGAAAGAAGAAGGCCAAUGAACAACUAAAAGAGGACGAGCAUGACUCAUGGCCAUGGGAGUACUCGGACAUUGGCAAUGUCCCCAUGGCCACUAGAAGCGGUUUGGAUCAUCAAUCAGAAGUUGACCAUCAGAACUAAUCGUUCCUCUCUUUUUUUUUUUUUUUUUUUUCUUUUGUGCUCUUUAUAUGCAAGAAUCUGCAUUCUUUUCCAAAACACAAAAAUGUAAUGUCAU